Colletotrichum godetiae is the source of this 352-nucleotide messenger RNA. RefSeq lists its product as uncharacterized. The transcript has a single exon. NCBI's taxonomy places the organism in Eukaryota, Fungi, Ascomycota, Sordariomycetes, Glomerellales, Glomerellaceae. Bases 59 to 340 code for a protein of 93 amino acids. The record is from RefSeq and is a predicted model, not a curated record.
UGCACGUGUAAAUAGGAUUUCACUAAAACCUAAAUGUGUGUCUACUUGGGAUUUGAUCAUGGUGAAAAGGGCCGUUUUCGUCCUCUUCGAGGCACGUUGUGUAACGUCUUGUUUCUCUUGGGGAUGCCUCGCCAUCAAUUGGUUCAUUUGGCAACCAGACAAUCGUGGAAUUCCGGCAGAGAAGCAUGUCGUUGGGUCACGUUUCCCACCUUGGCUGCUAAGCGCCUGUCUCUCAAUUACACCAGUCCGCACCUUCCUCCCCGGAGUCUACCUAAAGUACCGUUGUAGAGGAUCUUUACUUCGAUAUCUAUCACCCACGUUUGUAUCGAAAAGGAGAUAACCGGCAAGGACA